AUGACCGCACAAAUGGAGACCGAGCAUCAGGAUGAGUCUCUGGACUUCUUGUCGGGAACGGUGCAGAAUCUCAAGAAGUUCGGCGGCGCCAUUUCAGAGGAACUGGACAUGCACUGCCGACUGCUCGGGGAGAUGGAGGACCAGACCGACAACUCGCGAGGUCGAAUACGUCAGCAGCAGGUUCUUUGCCAUUCGGUCUUGCUAGACAAAUCGGGGCGGUUCAAAGCGUCCGCCCGCCAAGACCUGCAUCUUCGUGAUGGCUGUGGCAAUCUUCGUCCCUUUCUCAGCUUUCUCCAGGUACGUCUCAACCUGUCCCAAUUCAUAACGGACGAAUUUGUCAUGCCUACCCUUGCGCCACUCGCACUCGCCCGCCCGGACUGGGUAAGCACUGCCGAGCAGCGCCUUUAUGCGCUUCUGACAACCGGCCAGCCCGCACCUGUGGAUAUCCUCGUGGCCGAGCUUGCCGACACCUUGCACAUUACCGUGGAGCAGGCCCGACGUGAAGCUGAGCACCACUUGGACCUCGCCGGCAUCCUCAACUCAGGACCCACCAGUCCAAGUGGCACUCCGUUUAUCCGCACCGUGGGCCAGACGCCGAAGGCAGCACUUUUGAACUGGGGCUCUCCGACAGCUUCGCCAACGGGCCCAGAGGUGAUCCAGCGCACGCGCCGGCGAGCGCGAACCGAGGGCCACUUGCAGGUGCCGGCCCCUGGCAGCCCACCAUCGGAGGUCAAGGUCGAGAUCAAGCCAAUUGUGCCGUCGAAGAUCUCCGUGGCGGUGGUGGCUCCAGGCGCCGGCACAGGCAUCAACGGCGCAAUCUACUCCGAGCUGGGCCGCAAUCCAUCCUUCAAGGUGGAGGUCGUGGGGCGCUCGCGAGCCGCUUACGACGUCUACCCGCCAUGCUGGCCACAUGGCGCUCCAGCGCCGAACCUCAUGAGCUUUGCCGAGGAGGUAUUGGAGACCCGCGUGCACACUCAAGUCCAGACCAUGGUCUUUGGCUCCCGCGGCGGGCAAGUGGUGCUGCCUCACAUGUGGCAGGCAGAGGCGCAGGGGCUGUCGCCUCCGGUCCCUCCGGUAGUGGUCAUCAACGGCGGCUGCGCCAUGAAGCUUCCGAGCCCUGUUUUCUGGCCGGACUACGCCGUGUCAUUCCUGCUGAUUGGGGGCAACGACAAUUUCAGGGGCCGGCUCAGCAGGGACGACUACGUGGCAGAGACCAGGAGUCACGUCCCUCCCGCCAACAAGACCACGGCCAUUCUGUUUGUGAACGAGAUGACCCACAUGCCCCAGCAGCCGCUGUUGCGAGGGGUGCUGAAGCUGAUGCUGAAGGCAAUUUCAUCCUGGAAGGCUGAUGGCAAGGUACCCCUGCAGUUCUUCAGAGACAUCCUGGCUUUCCUGAGACAGGACGGAUGGAGCGGAAGGCUGCUCUACACGACGGCUCCCGGCGCCUGGGAGGACAUCGCAUUUAGCUCCUUCGACAUCGACAAGCUGCAGGUACAGGGCGUCGUCCCAGUGAGUGACGAGUCGCUGGCGCCAGAGUUCACGGCCAAGGAUGAGGUGAAGGCCGAGAUCUGGAAGAUGUCUCAAGCCAUGAAGCGCUGUGGCGGGCUGCCGUGGUGGCCGCAACUGGACCCAGCAAGGGGCAUCGCUUGGUGA
Symbiodinium natans is the source of this 1653-nucleotide messenger RNA. NCBI's taxonomy places the organism in Eukaryota, Dinophyceae, Suessiales, Symbiodiniaceae. The record is from the annotation of a GenBank genome assembly.